This is a messenger RNA of Lachancea dasiensis, 414 nucleotides long. The record is from the annotation of a GenBank genome assembly. NCBI's taxonomy places the organism in Eukaryota, Fungi, Ascomycota, Saccharomycetes, Saccharomycetales, Saccharomycetaceae.
AUGAAUAGCUCCAGCGCUUUUGUAUUUGUCGCUUUAGUAUUCACGGUGUACUUUAUUCGUAGGUUCUUUGGUUCUUUUAGCGCAAUGGCCUCUCCCGAAACUGUCCAGAAAGUUCAAGGCUACAUCAAGGACAACAAGAUCUUUGUUGCGUCCAAGACCUACUGUCCUUACUGCCAAGCUACCAUCAAGCUGUUGUUUGAGGACAAGAAAUUGAGCGAAGAGCAAGUCUUUUUGCUGCAGUUGGACACCAUGAAGGAAGGUGGUGAAAUCCAAGACGCCCUGCAGGAAAUCACCGGCCAAAGAAGCGUCCCCAACAUCUUUAUCGGCGGCAGCCACAUUGGCGGCAACAGUGACAUCCAGGCGUUGGAAUCCAGCGGCAAGCUAGACCCUCUAUUGAAGAAGGUGUUGGGCUAG